Messenger RNA from Oncorhynchus gorbuscha (pink salmon), 937 nucleotides. RefSeq names its product solute carrier family 43 member 3-like. Bases 43 to 381 code for a protein of 112 amino acids. NCBI's taxonomy places the organism in Eukaryota, Metazoa, Chordata, Actinopteri, Salmoniformes, Salmonidae. The transcript is spliced from 4 exons. The record is from RefSeq and is a predicted model, not a curated record.
CUGCGUUUUCCUCUGGGCUUCCUGUUCGACCGCUUCGGCACCAUGGCGAGCAGGCUCCUGGCCACAUGUCUGUACACCACGGGGACCUUGUUGAUAACUGUCUCCGGUCCAGAGCAGUCAGCGUUGCUGUUUCCUGCCAUCUCGUGCCUGAUCACAUCUGGAAUGUUGUUCUACACCACCAAUGCUCAGGUGGGGAACCUGUUCGACAGCCACCGUUCCACGGUCAUAUCGGUCUACGCCGGAGCCUUCGACUCCUCCGCCGCUGUCUUCCUCAUCAUCAAGGUAACACAGCAUCUUCCUGAUGACGAUUCCUCAAUGUGGGACAGGUUUAAUGAGGGUUUAUACUGUUGGAAACCUCCUGACUUCCUGAAUAUUCCUUGAUGUGGGACAUGUUUAAUGAGGGUUUGAACUGUUUAAAACCUCCUGACUUCCUGAAUAUUCCUUGAUGUGGGACAGGGUUAAUGAGGGUUUGAACUGUUUAAAACCUUCUGACUUCCUGAAUAUUCCUCAAUUUGGAACAGAUUUCCGGUGUUUGAACUGUUUAAAGCCUUCUGACUUCCUGAAUAUUCCUCAAUUUGGAACAGAUUUCCGGUGUUUGAACUGUUUAAAGCCUUCUGACUUCCUGAAUAUUCUUCAAUUUGGGACAGAUUUCCGGUGUUUGAACUGUUGCACAGUCAGCACCUGCUGUUUUCAGAAGAGACUACAACAACUGAAAUGUAGCAUCUCUAGAUGAAACAUGAAUCCAAACGGUCAUUAAUGAUUUGCUUCUCCUUAAUCUGACCUUUGACUGACUGCUUUAUUCCAUUGCUCAGAUGCAAACUUAGCUCAGGCAAAAACAUUAAUGAUUUAAGUAAUCACUGAUAAUCAAAAGUGGUGAAGUAAGGAUUCAUACAUGCUGUAUAUAACCUCUCCCUCUUUCUCUCUCUCUCUUCCUCUC